AUGAAACAUUCGCCUUUGGAUGAACUAAAAGAGGCCAAAGCCAAACAGGAUUCCAUUUUGGAACGUUUGGCUGCAAAGCGAAGGCAACGACACAACCUACUCGCCGGUAUGACUAUGACAGGAACUUUGAAGUUCCGACCAAAUGCAGCGUUGAGUAAAGUUAUGAAAAAAACGCAUUCCUCCGUGAAACCUACUUUACCUGAUUCUGCUUUGACUUCAACCAUCCCGGAAGCAAAUCGAACAAAUGAAAGCGCCUUGCCAGGAACUAAAGAUAUCAUCUCAGGUAAAUUGAAAUUUUUAUGCCCACAGCUCUCAUUGACUAUUUUCGCUUUGAUGCUGUUUCCCCCUUCAAGAACCCAUAUAUGA
This is a messenger RNA of Echinostoma caproni, 366 nucleotides long. Lineage: Eukaryota; Metazoa; Platyhelminthes; Trematoda; Plagiorchiida; Echinostomatidae. The record is from the annotation of a GenBank genome assembly.